Achroia grisella is the source of this 1031-nucleotide messenger RNA. RefSeq names its product platelet-activating factor acetylhydrolase IB subunit beta homolog (gene Paf-AHalpha). Bases 175 to 852 code for a protein of 225 amino acids. Lineage: Eukaryota; Metazoa; Arthropoda; Insecta; Lepidoptera; Pyralidae. The transcript has 4 exons. The record is from RefSeq and is a predicted model, not a curated record.
CUCUGUGUUAAAGUUUCUGUAACUGUCUGAUUCUGUGCAAAUAACACAAUCGUUUUGAAGCGAUAUAUUGUAAAAAGUAUUAAUUUAAUUCACACAUAAUAGUUUUACAAUUUUUAUUUGUUUCAUUCCUCUAGUAUUAAAUGUUCUUAUAAUUCGAAAAACCUAUAUAAAAUAAUGAAUCCGUGUUCUAUUCCUGCACCACAGCAAGACUCUGAGGGUGACGGCCGAUGGAAUAGCAUUCAUAAUAGGUUCCUAUCGGAUGCCAAAGGAAAAGAUGCAGAUGUAAUAUUUAUUGGAGAUUCCAUAUUACAAGCCUUAGAGCAUACAGAAGUCUGGAAUCAGUGGUUUGCUCCACUUCACUGCCUUAAUUUUAGUAUUCACAAGGAUCAAACUCAAAAUAUUCUAUGGCGUAUAAAAAAUGGAGAACUCGAUCAUGUAGAUCCCAAAGUCAUAGUGGUGCAUGCAGGAACGAACAAUGUUGACUUUACAGCAGAGCAAGUGUGUGAAGGUAUCUUAGAAAUAAUAACAACUAUAAGGGAGAAACACCCAAGUGCUUAUAUAGUAUUACCUAGUCUUCUUCCCAGAGGGCAGUAUCCAAAUGCUUUAAGGGAAAAAAAUUCAAAAAUUAAUCACUUACUACGUGAGAAAGUUUUAAAUAUGAAUAAAGUUGAUAUGGUAUCAAUAGACAAAGGUUUCAUACAAACUGAUGGUACAAUUAGUCAUCAUGACAUGCAUGACUACCUAACACCAACUAAUGCAGCAUGCCGCAAGGCAUUUGAACCAAUAUAUGAUCUCCUCCAGCAAUUAUUGUCCGAAGGUGAACCCGAAAAAGAUUUAACACCCUCUGAAUAAUUUAUAAACCAUGUAUUCACUAUGGUAGCUUUUUAUUAUUGCAGCAAACUGAUUGUGAUUAUACAGUACUUACAGAUAGCUUUUUUAUCAUAGUUUUAAGUAUGCAUUUAGAAUAUAUUUUAUCUUAUGAACUAUACAUUCCAAAUUAGACUUCUUUUUUAAAUUGGCUGUGUUUAUAC